Messenger RNA from Tripterygium wilfordii, 1389 nucleotides. Its product is annotated as monooxygenase 1-like. The record is from RefSeq and is a predicted model, not a curated record. NCBI's taxonomy places the organism in Eukaryota, Viridiplantae, Streptophyta, Magnoliopsida, Celastrales, Celastraceae. The transcript has 6 exons. Gene Ontology annotation, molecular function: FAD binding. The coding region runs from base 127 to 1305 and encodes 392 amino acids.
UCCAGACCCAAUUCCCUUAAAAAAGGAGGAAAAAAAUAUAAGCGUAGGUCAGUCUGAGAACCUUACUAGGCUCAAUCCCUGAUACCUGUAUUUGCUAGCUCUUUAAAACUGUGAAGUCAUAAAAACAUGGAUGUGGAUGAGGAAUUGGAGGUUGCAAUAAUAGGGGGUGGGAUUUGUGGUCUUGCCACAGCCCUAGCUCUUCACAGGAAGGGAGUGAGGAGUGUGGUUUUAGAAAGAUCAGAUUCAUUGCGUGCAACUGGUGGUGGAAUUGGUAUCCUUACUAAUGGUUGGAGAGCCCUUGACCAGCUUGGUGUCGGCUCUAAACUCAGACCCACUUCCCUUCCUCUUCAAAGUGUAAGGGAUGUUACACUCGGCAGCAGCAGCAGUAAAGAAAGAAAAACACUUGUCUCGGACGGUGAAGCUCGGUGCCUAAAACGGAGUGAUCUAGUCAAAGCACUCGCUGAUGAACUUCCACAGUCAAUAGUUCGCUUCGGAUGCAACAUUGUAUCCCUGAAACUGGACACACUUUCUUCCUAUCCGAUUCUUCAUUUGCAAACUGGAUCAACAAUCAGAGCCAGGGUUUUGAUUGGUUGUGAUGGAGCCAACUCAGUAGUUGCUGACUUCCUUGAGCUAAAACCCAAAAAGGUUUUUACUUCAUGUGCAGUGAGAGCCUUCACAGAGUAUCCAAAUGGCCAUGGAUUGGCUCCUGAGUUUGUUCGAUUAAGGAAAGGCCAAAUUCUUUCUGGACGUGUCCCGGUUGACAACAAGCUGGUUUUUUGGUUUGUAUCUCACCAACAUUAUCCUAAAGAGUCAAGGGUUGUGAAGGAUCCAGAGCUGAUAAGAGAACUUGCCUUAGAGAAAAUUAACGGAUUUCCGACAGAAACUGUAGAGAUGAUAAGGAACUGUGACCUAUCCACAAUUUCACUCACCCAGCUGAGAUAUUGUGCUCCAUGGGACAUACUGCUCUCUACCUUUCGAAAGGGAACAGUCACAGUUGCUGGAGAUGCUAUGCAUGCGAUGGGUCCAUUCAUCGGACAGGGUGGCUCAGCAGCCAUUGAAGAUGCGGUUGUUCUUGCUAGAUGUUUGGCUGGAAGGUUGAAUUCAAUACAGAAGGUCGGGGAAGCGAUGGACGAGUAUGUGAAGGAGAGGAGAAUGCGAUUGUUCAAGAUGUCCACACAGACUUAUCUCUUUGGUUUAUUGCUGGAGAAUUCAUCAAUGCUUGUGAAACUGAUUGUUCUCGCAUUGUUUGUUGUCUUGUUUAGAGACCCGAUUGCGCACACUCGGUACGACUGUGGUCAACUAUGAGAGCUUAAUUAUGGUUUAUAUGUAUAGAACUCUUGAGUUCUUAUGAUUCUGGUUGAGAAAGUUCAGUUGCUUGGUUUGAUUUAG